GACAAAGUGACGAAUCUCUUUAGGGAAGAAAGUGAAAACAACAACAACUGUUGGAACCAGUGUAUGUUUAUUUGAUGUCCAACAACAGAAACAAACACGUAAACAAGGAGCAACAUGGCGGCCGUGAGAACAACCGGAGCCUCAUGGCGGAGCUUCUUGUAGCUGCAGGCCGGCUGGGAGCGUCUGUCCGCGGGGGAACGCCGUCAUGACGGAGCCCUGGAAGAGAAGCAUCGUGGUUCAGCUGAAGCACCGAGACCUGGACCAGCACGCCAGGUUCCAGGACCUGAUCCGCUUCUACACUCGGCUGCUGGAGAAAACCAGUCUGGAAAAAGGAAUCCUGAGCUGCUCCAUCAGCAGCUGCUCCUCUUUGCCUCACCAGAAAAACCGGCUCCAGAAAACUACAGGAGAUCUGGCCUUUCAGGUGUUGGAGCUGCAGCAGCAGAUUAAAAUCAAAGAAUGUUUUCUGGAGGAGCAAAAUACCAGACUGAUCGGGGCCGGGCGGCGGCUGGCGGGCGCGCUUGAUGCUCGGCGGGCGCUGCAGCGACGGGUGGAGCUUGUUCAGGACCAGAACGCGGCGCUGAAGGUUCAGUACGACGAGCGGCUGGAGCUUCAGAGCCGAGAGGAGAGGCGGCUCAGGGGGGAGGAGCUCCAACGGGAACACCUGCUGGAGGACCUGAUCCAGCACAAGCAACAGGCCGCCGCCCACAUGAACCACCACAACCAGCGCAGAUCCAGAGCUCGAGAAGUUAACCUGCAGAAGGAGCUGCAGACUGCUGCAAGGUCAAAGGUCACCGUGGACAGUUGUUCCAGCGCUGGGACCUCCAGAUCCACGUCUCCAAAGGCUGAGGACCUGCAGGAGUCUGGAGGCCACACCAGACUGUUCAGGUCUUUGUCGGCUUCAUCCCCGAGGAUCCUGUCCUCCAUCAGAGAGCUGUUCGACAGGAGGAGGCGGGGCCACUCAGUCUGCAGCCUGGAGGAGGACCUGGUGCUUCCUGUGGGUCUGUCUUCCCGGGUCCCUGUGAGGGCGCUGCAAGUCCUGGAGGCCCAUCAGCAAGGCAUUAACGCUGUGAGGUUCAGCUCCAGCUCUUCCCUGCUGGCGACCGGAGGGACGGACCGAGUGGUGAUGCUGUGGGAGGUCCACGCAGGCUCGAUGACUCACAGAGCGACCCUGGAGGGUAGUGCAGAGGGGAUCACAUGCAUCGAGUUCGACCCCGCGGGUUUCAGGAUCCUUGCUGCCUCCUACGACAAGUCGGCCUUGUUGUGGCGGCUAGAUGACUCCGUUCCCAAGGUGACCCUCACAGGUCACAGUAGGAAGGUGACAGCAGCGCGGUUCAGUGGUCUCCAUCAGGUGGUGACGGGCAGCGCAGACAGAAGCAUCAGACUGUGGGACCUGCAGAGAGCCGCCUGUGUGAAGGUAGUUGAAGUGUCUUCUUACUGCAGCGAUCUGGUUUGUUCUGAGAACUUCGUCAUCAGCGGACACUUCGACUCCAAGAUCAGAGUCUGGGACACCAGGACGGCCGGCUGCGUGCAGCAGCUUCCUGUUUGGGGCAGAGUGACGUCGCUGGACAUCAGCAGUGACCGGCGCCAGCUGCUCAGCUGCUGCCGUGACGACUGCCUCCAGCUGUUCGACCUGAGGAGGCGGAGCCACGACCGCCUGUGCUUCAGGUAUGAGGACACACCCACUUUCAUGACAGCCGAGGGCUUUAAGUGUGGCAGCGACAGCACCAAAGCGGUGAUCAGUCCAGAUGGUUGUUUCCUCGCGGCCGGAUCAGCUAAUGGAGGCGUUUACAUCUGGAACGUAACCACUGGCAACCUGGAGACCCGCCUCCCUGGCCAGCACAGUGCACCCAUCAGUGCCGUGUCCUGGUCUCUGUCCGGUGAAUAUGUCGUCAGUGUGGACCAGAGUAGGCGGGCUGUCCUCUGGAGUGACAUCUGAGGCCAUCCAAUGAGAGCUGUCAAUAGGAACUAUUCUGUUUGUUGUUGUUGUUGAAGGGAUGUGAGACUUUAACAUAACUGGAAAGAAUUAAUACAACAACAUUAAUCUUUUUAACUGGAGAAAGUAACCAAUGAGACACAAAAGACCAAGAGAGACGGACGUGAGGACCGAGACGGGGACAGACCAUCACAAGACUGCCAUCAAAUGUUAUAUUGAUAUUAUCAUAACAACUCGUAAAACACUGUUGAUUUAUAUAUUAAAAUGAAUAAAUGAAAUAUUGAGGAA
Cyclopterus lumpus (lumpfish) is the source of this 2221-nucleotide messenger RNA. It is a transcript of the gene atg16l2, whose product is annotated as autophagy-related protein 16-2. Gene Ontology annotation, molecular function: protein binding. The transcript has 18 exons. Gene Ontology annotation, cellular component: autophagosome membrane. Lineage: Eukaryota; Metazoa; Chordata; Actinopteri; Perciformes; Cyclopteridae. Gene Ontology annotation, biological process: negative stranded viral RNA replication; autophagosome assembly. The coding region runs from base 206 to 1936 and encodes 576 amino acids. The record is from RefSeq and is a predicted model, not a curated record.